GGAUGGACUAUAUAUAUUGAAUACGGUCUGUCGAGCACCCUCACCGCGUUUCUGCUUAUCGCUACGCUGUGUGAGGUCUACAUUAUAGCUAACAGCAUACUCUAUUAGGUGCUACAAACGCGCGUCACUUUCUUAGAACAUAUGUCCGUGACUCGACGUUUCACAAUCGUCUUAUGUAUGUCUUUCUCGGGGCCCAUUCGAAGUCUACGAGCUGAAAUGCUAUAUGCAGGACGUUUUCGUGAAUUACCGGCUCGGUAUGCGAUUGAGGACUGGAUAGCUAACGAUGAUAUAAAGGGAAGAGCAGCGCUGGAGAUCAAGGGCUCCUUGCUGUUCACGUUCAGGACAUCAGGUGGUGCCACGAGACGGGCAGCAACAACGAAGAGAGCGGCUUACCAAGAAAUAGUACGUGUGUCUUCAUUCAGAAGCCUAUCUGAAUUCACUUAAUGAAGCGCAUAUAUUCAGGUUUUACCGACGUUUAUCUCAGGAGAUUGCCGAGUUUCCUUGAUCAGGGUGUC
Messenger RNA from Guyanagaster necrorhizus, 515 nucleotides. RefSeq lists its product as uncharacterized. The transcript has a single exon. The coding region runs from base 142 to 444 and encodes 100 amino acids. NCBI's taxonomy places the organism in Eukaryota, Fungi, Basidiomycota, Agaricomycetes, Agaricales, Physalacriaceae. The record is from RefSeq and is a predicted model, not a curated record.